This is a messenger RNA of Pseudogymnoascus destructans, 1973 nucleotides long. RefSeq lists its product as uncharacterized. The coding region runs from base 110 to 979 and encodes 289 amino acids. The record is from RefSeq and is a predicted model, not a curated record. NCBI's taxonomy places the organism in Eukaryota, Fungi, Ascomycota, Leotiomycetes, Thelebolales, Thelebolaceae. Gene Ontology annotation, molecular function: zinc ion binding; oxidoreductase activity. The transcript has 4 exons.
GCGGCGAAGGAUUAUCUAACUGUUUGUCAAAGAAACACUCCUUUAUGUUACUCCUCUCGCCUCUCUUGUGGAAAUAUUACAGACUCUGAGAUAGCCUCAUUUGCCAACGAUGUCGCCGAAUACUAUGAAAGCUGUGGUGUUUGAUGGGCCGCAUAAGGUUUCCUUGCAGGAUAGGCCAGUUCCCGAGGUCCAGGCGCCAACGGAUAUCGUGGUUACGGUUUCGUAUACUGCCCUUUGCGGGUCGGAGCUACAUGUGUUUCGUGGUCACCAACCCAGCCCUACAGGCUUUAUCAUGGGACAUGAGUUCACGGGUGUAGUCAAAGAGGUAGGCAGCGAAGUUAAAACAGUCAAGGUAGGCGACAAGGUCGUCGCACCCUUUACGAUAUCUUGCUCAGAAUGCUUCUACUGCAAAAACGGCUUCUCAUCCCGCUGCGAGGAAUCGCUCCUCUUCGGCUCCGCAGCCCUGGACGGCGCACAGGCAGAGUACGUCAGAGUUCCCUACGCAGACGGCACGGUCGUCAAAGCUCCCGCAGAGAUCGACGACAAGGUUCUCGUCAUGAUGGCUGACAUCUUCCCAACCGGCUUCUUCGGCGCCUCCAACGCUUUCAAGAACCUCACUCCCGAGCAGGUCGCUGAGUCGACAGCUGUGGUUAUCGGGUGCGGACCCGUGGGUCUCUGUGCUAUUAUCGCGGUGGCGAGCUUUGGACCGAAGCAUAUCUUUGCUGUGGAUGGUGUUGAGAGCCGUCUUGAGCUCGCGAGGGGGCUGGGUGCUGAGCCGUUGAAUUUUAUGACUGAUAAGGAGGGGAUGCAUGAGAAGAUCAAGGCUGCGACGGGCGGACGGGGCGCGGAUGUUGUGAUUGAGGUUGUUGGGCUGACGCCGGCGUUGAAGACGGGCUUUGAUCUCUUGAGGCCGUGGGGUACGAUUAGUAGCAUUGGGGUGCAUAAUGCUGAGGUAUUCCCGCCCGUCUCCUCAAAGUGAGAGGCCUGCUAAUGCGAUUCUUCCUAGAUUCCGUGGAAUGGCAACCAAGCUUAUGGAAAGAACUUGACUGUCCAGAUGGGGAGAUGCCCUGUCCGGUCUAUCUUCCCGGAAGCUCUUAAGCUGCUCCAAAAGAAGCAGCACCUUCUUGGGUGAGUCGAGAUACCCAUUCGAGCCCAGGCGAUACUGACUGACUGCAGGUUCAUGUUCGACAAAAUUAUGCCCUUAUCGGAUGCCGUAGAGGGGUAUGAAAUUUUCGACAAGAUGCAGGCGCAGAAGGUUGUAUUCAAGGUGGCAUCCGCCGAGUAAAGAUCGUGGAGAUUGGCCGUUUGGAACGGAUAUAGUUCGUCAAAUGUAAUCGUUGCACCUUUGCGAGUAGUUCAAUUUUGCCGUGGCUUGACGAUCCCAUCGUGCACAAUGUAGUAGACGACUGUGCUGUCAUCGUGCAGAGUGGCCAGCAGCAGUCUCUUCUGCCUAUUCUUGCCCCGCCAGCCUGCUCCAACCUCGUCCUCGUCCUGCUCCAGUGUGUCUGUGCUUCCGGGUGGCACAGUCUCUAUAGCGUCAAAAACCUCCGCAAACUUCUUUAAGCUCCACUUCUCGUUGAUGUGUGUUGGGAGGACCCAUUCCGGCUCCGGACUAGGAGGAAUCGACUGCCCGGUCUUGUGCUCAGCUUUCAGGAUCUCGGCUUGUUCAUCGGGGUGCACGUAGGCCCGAGCUGGAGGUAUCCCGUAUACGAGAGGCCUGGGAAGAGUGGAGCCUGUAAUGGUCGACGUUGUUUGGAUUGCGAGUUCAGUCCAUUCGUGUUGAUAUUGAAGGUUGUAGAGCACAGUCGCAGCUAGCUGGUGAAGGUGAGCGGGAAUGCCGCUGGUCUUGGACUGUUGGCUUGCGGCGGUGAGCAGAGCCUGUACAGCGGACUCAGCAGGAGGCCCAUUGUCGGAGGUCGCCAUGGUGUGGUUGAGGCCUUUGGAUUUGUUGGUGAUGACCUGAAUAGUUAGAU